GUAUCCCAGUUGUUGUCGUGUCGGUGUUGGUUGGAGUAAAUGAUCGAGAGGAUUUUAUAACCGAGGGUGCAUGUUGGUGCGGUGGUGACGGUGUGUUGUUCUGGGUUUUUGUCGGUACCUUAGGUCCAAUCAUACUGGUAAGCUUUUUUCAAACGUCAUAACAAUUUUUAGCGCGACAGACUCAAGUAUACAAAUGCAGUGUGUUCUUCAACAAGGGCAGAUUUCGUGCUCGCCCAAUCAGCGCAUUUGUUUACAUUUUCGCUCUCAGCUAAUCAUAAUUCGGGAAACAAGAAAUUUACACCAAGGCGAGUUAGAAAAUAUUGCCGUCUUCUCGGGCUUCCGUGAAUUCAAUUUUAACUUUUUUAAUUUAAAACGAAAGAUUAUGAUGCAGCACAUUAAAAUCUAAAACUUUGCCGUGGGCAUUUUUAAAUUUCGACCUAGAACUGAAAAUAUCCAUGUUUGAAAUUUUUCCCUAUGUCGCGUAUACAAAUUUGAGUAAUCUAAUUUGACUGCAAUAAAACUAAAAAUUGCUAUAUUUUCUCUGCUUUUACGUUUUUGUUGGAAAACUCUUCGCUCUUGUUGCAAAUUGUUUUGGUCAAUGUUUUAUAUCAAAACCUAGACGAUAACGCAUUUAUAGCGCUUGAUUUUAAAAAAAUAUAGUCGCACGCUCGCGAUCAUACGGGAAUCAAUACAAAAAUAUUGUCCGACCGAUUUUGCAGAAAAUCAGACUCUCUAAACGCGUUAUCUUCUAGAUUAUGAAAUAAUACAUUGCCCAAAAUGAUUCUCAACAAGAGCGAAAAAGAGUUUUCCAACAAAAACGUAAAGAAGAAAAAAUAUAGCAACUUUUAAUUUUAUUGUAGUCAAAUUAGAUUACUCAAAUUUGUAUACGCGACAUAGCCCAUAGGGAAAGAUUUCAAACACGGAUAUUUUCCGUUCUAGGUCGAAAUUUAAAAAUGCCCACGGCAAAGUUUUAGAUUUUAAUGUGCUGCAUCAUAAUCUUUUGGUUUUAAAUUGAAAAAGUUAAAAUUGAAUCUCACGGAAGCCCGAGAAGACGGCAAUAUUUUCUAGCUCGCCUUGGUGUAAAUUUCUCGUUUCCUGCAUUAUGAUUAGCUGAGAGCGAAAAUGUAAACAAAUGCGCUGAUUGGUCGAGCACGAAAUCUGCCCUUGUUGUGUUCUUCAGAUAAAACGGUGGUCCCAUGUAACGAACACCUUGGAACCAUGUGGUGUGAUCGCAUUUGCUAACAAAAGGGUUUCGUGUCUGCGUGUUGACCACUUAAUUCCACGUCGUUUUGGAACAUACAUUUGCCUUGAUGGGAUUCGAGUUCGAAAAUGCCUUAAUUUAAAAAGAAUAACGCGCCAGGAGUUCUUGUGUUUAACGUUCAGCCACAAAUGAGUCAAUAAAGAACUGGGAAAACGAUAUAAAGCCUAAUUUUUGGUAUAUUUAUCUUUGCUUGCAUACGGGGCCGAUUCUUUUUGGGUGUGUCACUCUAAAGUUUGCCCAAUAAUUUGAAUUUAACAUAGUUUGUGAUAAAUUUGCCCAACUUAGCUUGACUUUUAUCAGUAUUUCGCUCAAUUUUCUUGUUAAUUACUAAAUAAUAUUUGGGAAAGGCAAUUGUCUAGCUUGUCCCUUUUCCUAGUACGCAAUGUUUAUCUUCAGUUAUUUUUUUCAGGUUAAUUUGGUAAUCUUCAUUCUAGCCUUAAGAAAUGCUUUAUCCACCUGGGAAGUUACUUCAACCCGUACACAAGGCAGCGAAACAACUACCAAGGCAACGGUUUGUACCAAGUUGAGAAAAGCAAGAAUUGGUCUCAAAGGUUCAGCUGUACUACUGCCAAUACUUGGACUCACAUGGGUGUUUGGUUUACUGGUUUUCAAUCGAGAUACAACUGUGUUUAAAUAUCUAUUCGCCAUCUUUAACUCUCUACAAGGACUAAUGAUAUUUGUUUUUCAUGUGCUUAUAAAUAGAAAGGUAUGCUUUUGGAACACUUUAAUGUAAUGACUUCGUUCCAAGUAAACCUGACAAGAAUUGGCUUCUUUACAUGCCCAUUUCUCAAUAAUAAUACUCAAGUACAGUAACAAAGUGCAUUUAAUUACUUCGUUACUAGCCGCUACCAGUGGCCUGGGGAUUGUACAUGUAUUUAUGAAUUGUGGGGACUUCAUUUUCUGCAUUUGCAGACACAACUUUUUAUAUUUUUCAUCCGCUAGACAAACGUUUGGUCAUGGGAAUAAUAAAGCAAUCUCCUUGCGUUUUCUUAAAUUUUAAGGGGAAGGAGGAGGGCAAACAUGGGGCUGUGGGACAUACUCCUAAGAAUGUAACAUACACUAUAUCUCUUCUUUAUAGAUUCACGAAGAAAUCAACAGAGAAAGGAAAGCUCGCAAUGCCGGGCAACCUACCAAGACCAAACCCAUGGCAGAUACCACAUGUAAGUACAAACCAAACCUUUCGAGGAACGUAGGAUAAUUCUUACACUUAAGAGAUAGAGGGAAAUUCUAAAAUUUGUAGCCUCCUAGAUCGUCGGAAAUGGCAUUUUAAGAGACUUUUUUACAUCUUUCGUUAGACAUUUUUAUUAAUUAUUUCAUUAUGGUUUGCGAUUCUGCGUUAUCCGUGAGUUAGGAUGGAUUAUUAUUAUUAAUUGGCCGAUCAGCGCAAUUCAAGUUGUUCGUUUUGGGGGCUCUUUUUUUUUUUGGGGGGGGGGAGCUAUUCCAGUCCCACUUUAUCAAGUAUUGGGUGGACGAAGUCGAAGGAAUUAUUAAGAUUUGAGGGGAAACAAAACUAACUAUUUCCCGAGAGAACAGAGAUUAAGUGUAAACUUUGUUAUAAAUAUAGCGAAGAAAGAAAGAUCAGCAACAAUCAUGCAACAAUCGUAUUUCAUGACAAAAACUCAGUCUAUAGUGUAAAUGAGUUUAACAUUAAAAGAACCUGCUAAAGGAGGCUCCCUACAGUUUCCAAUAUAUGUCAGUGUUUUAAACUAAAAGCUAUUUGAAUCUAAAAAAAACAACUCUUUGUUUCCUCUUAUGUAAAAGAGUCAUUUUAACUCACAAUCUCUACUCCCCACGUUACCAUGACAACAUGACGUCACCAUCUAUAUGGCCUAUAUCAACCAAAAAAGCCAUCAUAGCGGACAAAUAACUACGGUGACCUACCUUUUUUAUUGCUGAAAAUACAUUGUUGUGAAGUUUUGAAUCUUUUUUGAAAGUUAUUUGAAAAUCGCCAGUGUAGUUUUUGAGAUACUGAAUUUCAGCCUUUAAAAUUGCAUUCAGUAGCCUUUGGAAAGGCUGAAAUUCAGUAUCUCGAAAACUACACUGGCGAUUUUCAAAUAACUUUCAAAGAAGAUUCAAAACUUCACAACAAUGUAUUUUAAGCAAUAAGAAAGGUAGGACAUCGUGGUUAUUUGAAAAGCCGACUGAGACGGCUUUUUUGGUUGAUAUAGGCCAUAUAGAUGGUGACGUCAUGUUGUCAUUUGUAACAUGAAGAGUAGCGAUUGUGGGUUAAUUAAAAUUACUUUUUUAUAUAAAGGAAGACAAUGGCUUGUGCAAAAAAUUAGUUUUUUUAGAUUCAAAUAGCUUUUAGUUUAAAACACUGAUAUAUAUAUAUAUUGGAAACUGCAGGGAGCCUCCUUAAACGGUUUCAGCGGCAUAUCCUGUUACCUGAUGUGUAUUUUUCUUUUAUAUCCUUUAUUUUAACACAAACUCGGAAAAUCCUAAUUUGUAAACUUGCGAGUUGCAUGCCGCCAGUUUGUUUAUUUAUGUUCCUAGCCGGUUGGGACUUGUUGCCCGGCGGGUACUUUGCAUUUAUCUAAAGCCACGUGACCAAAAUUCAGCCAAUCACGUUUGGUGUUCACCCUAGCUAUAUACCAAUUGAUUUUAUACUUACUACUUCAUUGAUUAAUGCAGCGCACCUAUCUGGUAACGAAACUUUAUAUUAUUGUCCAAAUCUAGGACAAUCACUUUUAGACACAUAUUUCUAAUAAACUACAAUCUAUAAGGACACUUACAUUGAUUGAACAAGUAUUUGACUGGGCUCUAAAUAGCGGCUUGCCUAUGGUCAAAAGCAGGCUAUAUUUGAAAAAAUGCAGACGAAAAUAAUUUUGAACUGCCAAUCAAAAAUAAAAUUUCAAGCGAGAUUGUAUACUGUAUUUUUGUUUCAUUUCAAUUUAAUAGGCCUUAUAGGUAGUUUACAGAAUAUAAUUGAUGAAUAAUCGGACUUAAUAAUUCGUAUUAAUACUUAAUACAGGAAAAUUCACGAUUUAGAUCCGUACUUUCGGACAAGAAUUAUCAUUGCAUCUUACUUAUGUAAAACGACAUCUAAAGAGGUUACGCAACUGCCAUUGCUAUGACAACAGUGAGGUUUGAAGAUGGCGGAUUUUCGCUUUAAAGUAAUUUAACUCGUAAACGACAUUGGUGACUUUUAAAGUUUCAAUUACAUAAAAUGAUUAUCGAGCCACCUUAGUACAUGCAGGUUCGGCAGUAUACGUUUUUUAACUAACAACUGUUGAAAAUUUGUCAUUCUUGUGUAGUUGUUACUUCUUUAACUAAUGAAGAGACCACCGGAGAAUCCAGAAUUCCAGUUCCGGAAGACAUGGAACUAUCACAGCAUUCUGACCACCAAACGUAA
Paramuricea clavata is the source of this 4613-nucleotide messenger RNA. The record is from the annotation of a GenBank genome assembly. NCBI's taxonomy places the organism in Eukaryota, Metazoa, Cnidaria, Anthozoa, Malacalcyonacea, Plexauridae.